CUCGGGCUUUGCCCAUCCCAUGCAUGUUUCGAAAAACGUUCCCGCGUAAAGGAAAAAAGUUACAAACAAAGAAGAAGAAAUCUGCGAGAGGAGCAUCCCAGCUCCGCCAUAACAGAGUGACCUCGUGGGAGCCUGGGGCAGCUUUAUGGGCACAGAAGGGGCACUGGCCAAUGGCGGACUCGCCCUGCCGACCUGGAACUGCCCUAACUGCAGGAAUCUGAUUGCUACACCUGUUCUUCUGUAAAGGCAACCAUCAGGCAGAGGGCGCGUCGAGGCUGGCCCCCACACCUACGGAAAGGGGCCCUUUAUCAGCCUUCUUCCCCCCGCGGACUUCUCAUGGGUCCUCUGGAUCGAAAACUCUUUGCACUUUCCAUUUAUGGCUCGCAAAAUCCCCCCUGAUACCACCAACUUUGUCACAGUUCCCAUGCGUCCAUGAGGCACGUGGCCACCUGAUCCUGUUACCAACGAUGAUCGAUGGCAGACCUGGAAUAACCGAUACAAGUUUCAACCACGCAACACCUCGAAUAUGGUCGGCGUUCCCGGAAAGUACAAGGGCUGCAACACCUGCAGACUUCGCAGAGUCAAGUGCGAUAACGAGCGCCCGUUCUGCAGAAAAUGUAUCGACAGCGGCAGGAAGUGUGAGGGAUAUGAGCGAGAACGGAUCUUCAUCAUCGGGACUCCUGAGCAGGGCGGGCGGUGCUCAUCGCACCCUCGUCGGACUGUGCCCAGCAGGAACUCGAAGAAGUCAACUACACCCUCCAGGUCGGAUAGCUCCUCCAGGUCAGAGGAGCCCGAGAGGGUUGAGCAUGAGGAGGCGAGCCACAGCGAGAAGCUAGAGCUUGUGGCAAUCGAACCGCUACGGCCAGCUUGGGAUGAUAUCGUCGCCCUUUCAAGGCGCGGAAUCGUAUAUCACACGCAGAUUUCGGCUCUCAACACCAGUCUCGCAGCCAUAGUCCACGGUGACGAGAUGAAUCGUGGCAAGGCCACUCGAUUAUUCUUCCCUCCCUACGUGCCGCCCGACACCCGGUCUUCGAUGCGAAACGACGAAUUUGAGCUUCGCUCGCAGUGUAUGGUUCACCUUUCGGAAACGGAGGAGACGCGGAACGAUCUCGGCGAGAGUGUUGGCACCAACAGCAUCUGCUUGUUCCUGUUCGAGCAAAACAACUCCAUGUCGUCCAGCGCAUGGGCCGGUGCUUCCACCCAGGAGAGCUCCGCAAGACAGCUCGGCCCAGGAAGCUUCCAGGGUUUCCCAGCCCACCAUUUCUUCGUGCGAGUUUUGCGGCACAAUGGGAUAUGCACAGCCCUUCUGAACCGCAAGAGCACGUUUCUCGCCGAGCCCGAGUGGACGAUGGUGCCGUGGGAAUCGCAUCCCAAGUCGGCGCUCGACCGGCUCUUCGACAUUCUCGCCCUUCUCCCCGGGCUGCUGGAGCGGGCGGACCGGAUAAUGGCGAGCGACCCGACGCUAGAGCGGCGGCUGCUCGCAAAGGAGCUGCUCACGAGCUGCCUGCAGGUAGAGGACCUCCUAAACGGGUGGUACCUGUCGAAUGACCCGUCGACGGCCUUCUGGGUGGACGAGAGCGGGGGCCUGGAGGCGCGGAUCCCGUUCGCGGACGCGCUCGCGUUCCGGGACGGGGCGACGGCGCUGGGGCUCUCGCACUACUGGGCGGCGCUCGUGUGCCUCUGGCCGUGCGUAGAGCGGCUGCACCAGGCCGUCUUCCAGCCGGUCCUGGACGAGUUCCCGCAGACGUUCCCGGACCUGUCGGGGGAGCUCCUGCACAUGGACCCGGCGCGGUACGCGGCCAAGGAGGCGCGCGAGCUGGCGGCGUGCGUCUGCCGCUCGCUCGACGGGACGCUCGCCGCCACGGUCCAGCCCGACCUCGCGGCCGUCCCGCUCGCCGUGGCUGAGGGCUUCUACAGGGAGCUCAACGCGACCACGGGCGACGGCUGCCUCGAGCUCAUAUGGUGCGAGGCCUUCAGGUCCCGGCUGGCCGCCAAGGGCCAGGAAAUUGCCGACGUGAUCCAAGGCCGGGACUGGGCGGAGCUGGCGCGCUUCUGACUCUUUUUAUUUUUUUAUUUUCUGUUGUUCCUCUGUCUCUUUCUUUCAUGCGUUCUGCUUCUUUUGUCGGUAUUUGCUUUCGCGGCCUUCCUGGGCCUUGGGCGAUGGCGAUAAGGGUGCACCGCCCAGAGCGUCACCCCGAACUCGACCUUGACAACCAUUUUAUCUAUCUUCUCUCGUGUUUAUUGCGGAUCGAAAAAGGGCUCGGUGGCUCAGCCAUGCAUACAAAGGACGCGGUUCUGGCUGGUUUUCAUAGUUAUCUGCGUGUCAAAGGUGGGCAUAUAAACGGACCAGGAAGGGGGGUGUCGGACAGAGCACAUAUGGAUCAAUCGUACUUCAACUCCUUUUUGUUUCCCUCUUGUUUUGUUUACCGUCGUGGCAAUGCCCCCCUGCCCAAGGGUUCUUCGUCUUCCAGGGCGGGGAGGGUGUCUGGGUGCACAUCGGGCAAUUCUCGCGCAACGCGGAGGGCUGGUCGAUCAGCAGUGUGGCGAGAUGCUCCACGAUCUAAAUGGGCUCGGUUCAGGGGAAAAGAGGGCGAUCAUCAUGGAUGGGGGACCCACCAGCAUUCAUGGCAUCAGAAAAGGAGGCCGCUCCACACUUUGCCAAGGCUUGCGAGGCUUAGGUUAUCUAUCGCCAACAAAUGUUUGAAUUCGAUUGUUCGGG
Molecule: messenger RNA, 2719 nt
Organism: Gaeumannomyces tritici R3-111a-1
Lineage: Eukaryota; Fungi; Ascomycota; Sordariomycetes; Magnaporthales; Magnaporthaceae
Exons: 4
Coding region: 527-2056 (509 amino acids)
Biological process (GO): regulation of DNA-templated transcription
Molecular function (GO): DNA-binding transcription factor activity, RNA polymerase II-specific; zinc ion binding
Source: RefSeq, a predicted model, not a curated record